ACUAUUUUUGCUUAAUUUGGGAAAAGCCCCCGCCUCAGCCUUCGGCCGCCACCCACUCGCUCAGCUCCACCACCACCAGCUCUCUUCCGCCCCGCUCUCUUAGAUCCGCCGCCACCCACUCCCCUCAGAUCCCCCCAUUGAUAUCCCUCAUCUACCUCCCCUGCCUUAGGUCCUCCACCGUCAAUCUCAACCUCCACGACUCCAAGUUCUCGCUCCCUCCCUCCCUCCCAUUUUCUACCCAGCAGCAGGCAAUUACGAAAGUCCAUUCAACAUCGGAUUACCUAUCCCUGAAGUAGUGACAGUUACCACAAGGGCAAGAACCAAGCAACAAUCAUCUAUACCUGGUUAACAUGCCAUUGUAAAAAUCUUCAUUUUCUGCAUUGAGGAAUUUUUUUCUUGUUCAUCUGCAUGAAGCUUGACUCUGCGUGGGUGCAUUGCUGUGUGUCUGCACAUGCUUUUGUGUGUUUCUGGGUAUGUGGCUGGCAAUUAAUAUUGUUUGGGAUUGAUCGAGUUUUUUUGCAGACAUGUCUGAGCAAAGGUCGAGGUUUUUAUUUCCCACCGUGCCACAUACUCAAUGUGUGUGGGUUCCUGGUCUUACUUGAUUGCCCUCUGGACCUUUCAGCUCUAACAAUCUUCUCUCCUAUUCUUACUGAUUCUAAGGCUAUUCUUGAUGAAGAUUCUGAUUGUCCAGCUCAUAUAUCUUUGGAUUCUGAAUCUAGGGGUUCAAAGAGGCAGAAAUUGGAAAAACCCCUAGAUGAUACAAAAAAUUUCGUACACUCGGAGCCUUGUUACAAAACUGUUAAAAACUUAAACCUAUGGGACAUUACUUCUAUUAAUGUUGUGUUGAUCUCAAGUCCUAUGGGUAUGCUUGGAUUACCUUUUCUAACUCGCAUGAAGGGUUUUUCUGCUAAGAUUUAUGCCACUGAAGCAGCAGCAAGACUUGGGCAGUUUAUGAUGGAGGAUCUUGUAAUGAUGCAUAUGGAGUUCAGGCAGUUUUAUGGACCUGAGGAAUCUAGUUUUCCUCAGUGGAUGAAAUGGGAAGAACUUGAAGUGCUUUCAUCAGCAUUGAAAGACAGGGUUUUGGGAGAAGAUGGAUCGGAACUUGGUGGUUGGAUGCCCUUGUAUAGUGCAGCUGAUGUGAAGGAUUGCAUACAGAAGGUUCAGGUUCUUAAAUAUGCUGAAGAAACUUGCUACAGUGGCACAUUGAUCUUAAAAGCAUUCAGCUCUGGCCUAGAAAUAGGCACAUGUAAUUGGACAAUAAAUGGUCCAAAAAGAAACAUUGCGUGUCUUUCCAGUUCCAUCUUUGUGUCUUCUUAUGCAAUGAAUUUCGAUUACCAUGCUCUUCAAGGAUAUGAUCUGGUUUUAUAUUCUGAUUUCUCGCUCCUUGAUGUCAUGGAAGAUACUGACAAUGAUAAUUAUUUUGCGCCAGCGGCAAACAAUUUCUCAGCUACUAGUGAUGAUAGUGAUACCCAGGAUGUCAAUACCGAGUCAUUGCUUAACACUGAUGAGAAUUUGGAGGAGACGGAGAAAUUAGCUUUUAUAUCCUCCUGUGCCAUAGAUUCUGUUAAGGCUGGUGGUUCAGUCCUUUUUCCCAUUGGACGACUUGGAAUUGUACUGCAGCUUUUGGAGAAUAUUUCAAGUGACUUAGAAUCUUUAAAUCUGAAGGUCCCUUUGUUUAUUAUCUCUUCUGUAGCAGAAGAAUUACUAGCUUUCUCAAAUAUUAUUCCUGAAUGGUUAUGCAAGCAGCGGCAAGAAAAGCUGUACUCUGGUGAGCCAUUGUUUGCACAUGUAGACCUUAUAAAAGAGAAAAAGCUUCAUUUGUUUCCUGCAGUUGAUUCGGAUAAAUUACUAAGAAUCUGGCAGGAACCAUGCAUAGUAUUUUGUUCUCACUGGAGCCUGCGCCUUGGAUCUGUUGUUCAUUUGCUUCAGCGUUGGUGUCGGGAUCAAAAUUCUUUACUUGUCAUGGAGAAAGGAGUGGAUGCUGAUUUGGCUCUCUUACCUUUCAAACCAAUGGCAAUGAAGAUCCUGCAGUGUUCAUUUCUUUCUGGAAUGAAGUCGCAGAAAGUUCAACCUUUGCUGAAGAUGUUGCAGCCAAAAAUUGUUUUGUUCCCUGAAAAAUUGAGGCGCCAUUUCAGUUUUUCAAGUACAAGUCCAAUCUCAUUCAUACAAUACUCUGAAAAUGAAACACUGCGUAUACCAAGCUUGAAGCUGAAUUCAGAGUUGGACAUUGCAAUAGACUUGGCUUCCCAGCUCAAGUGGACAAAGUUGAAACAGGAAAACAUCAAUAUAGCAAGACUAAAGGGGGAACUUUUUGUAGAGCACAGUAAACAUCUGUUACUCCCUGGGAAUGGAAAUGGAAAUGAGCAAGUGGUCGGCUUUUCACAGAUGCAGCACUGGGGUUCACUUGAUGUGCAAAGUCUUGUGACAGGAUUGCACAAUAUGGGAAUUAAUGCAUCUGUUGAACAAGGCAAGCAUGAUGCUACUACUCAAUCAGACUUUACUGUAUGUGUUCUCGAGCCUAAGAAGGCCUUGAUUAAAAUCAAUGCGACAAGUACUGUUAUUAGUGCCGCUGAUGAGAAAUUUGCCACCUUCAUUUUUGAAGCCAUCUGCAACUGUUUCUGUUUGGAUGGCAUUUAAUGAAACACAGAGGGGUUGUUGGUUCCUCUUUUAUCUGUUUAUGCUAAUUAUUUAUUUUAUUUCUUUUGUAUCUAGAUUCUAGAGGACUAAUAGAGAGAAAUAUACCUAUAUCUUUAGCUAGCUUUUUAGCUAAGUAAUCCUCUCCGCUAUGAAACUGUUACUAAAGACCAUCUGGCAAGUCUUUUGUUCUUCCUCCCGGUCCCAUCAAUUGUUAAAGAGUAUGUCCAGUCAUCCCGAUAUUUGAUCUAUAGUUGAUCCCAUUAUAUCAUCCAUCCAGGUGAGGGAGGGCAAUUGAAGAUUGGACCUGGAACUACUUCAUUCUUUAAUUUCUAAUAAAAUUUGAUUUCGUGA
Molecule: messenger RNA, 2988 nt
Organism: Camellia sinensis
Lineage: Eukaryota; Viridiplantae; Streptophyta; Magnoliopsida; Ericales; Theaceae
Source: RefSeq, a predicted model, not a curated record